Messenger RNA from Mytilus trossulus (common blue mussel), 3033 nucleotides. RefSeq lists its product as uncharacterized. The transcript is spliced from 19 exons. Lineage: Eukaryota; Metazoa; Mollusca; Bivalvia; Mytilida; Mytilidae. The coding region runs from base 1 to 2718 and encodes 905 amino acids. The record is from RefSeq and is a predicted model, not a curated record.
AUGUCUUCAAAAUUUACCAUUGAUGAUCAGCAUGAUUGUAACCUGGUUCAUGGUUGCCAUUGGGAUGUCUAUAGCCAGGGAAUAUGUACCAACAAUUCUUUUAUUCCAGAGAGAAUUAAAGCUACAGUGUCUUUACCUUGUCUUGGACUAUAUUCAAAUCAAACAUUUUCUGAAGAUGACGUAAUCAGAAAAUUCAAUGAUCUUCUUGUUAAUGAAAUUCCAUCAUUAGAUAAGACUAUGAUGCAGCUCAAUACGAUUCAGGACAAUACAUUAAUAGGGAGACAAAUCCAGGUUGUAUUACAAGGAAGAGUUACUUCCCCUCCUGUAUCAGAAAUCUGGUGGGAUGUACAACAGCUAAUAGAUAACAGCCACAAUGUGACUGUAAAUGGGACUGGGUAUCACAUCAUGGUACAUCCUGUUACAUACCAACAGUUUACAAAUAUGUAUAUAUCAUUAACUGUGGAUGGAUUUAAUGCUGAUAGUUUGAUACAAGACCAUCCACUUGAUGGAAGAGAAGAAAUUAGACAUGCUGUCAUAGAGCUGGCCAAAUCAUACAUUAGACCCCAAAUUGUUAAAAGUAUCAGAGACUUCAAAUCUAGUCUGGAUGAAGUGACAUUUUCUGUAGACAGUAGCUAUGACAACAGUAUAGACCUUAGGUCAGAGUAUGACAUAUUACAGAAGGCUGUCACGAAUGGCAAGGUCAAUGUCACAGUCUUUGAUCAGACUUAUGAUGUCAAAUAUGUUUUCUUUAUUGGCAGUUUUGAUCACCUAUGUCCAAGGAGCUGUGAUGAAGGAACACAGAGUACUUGUAGUAUUAUCCCAGGGUGUGAUUGGUCAUACACAGGACAGUGUUUAGCGGACAUAGUUUUUCCAGAAAAGAAGAAAAUCAAUGUUGUUUUUCCCUGUGUAGACAUAAGAAAGCUGACAGAUCCAGAGAAAAACAAUUUGUUGUCCAAAUCUACACAACAUAUCACCAAAUACUUAAAAACAAAGACAUUGUCAAGUGUUGUUACUUCUGUUCAUUAUCAAAAGGAUAAUCCUAACCAUAUUGUCAUUAACCUGCAAGCCACUUCUAGAUCUCCCCCAUUAUCUGAUUUGUACAAGGUCACUGAACAGUGGUUGAAGGACAAGAACUUACAUCUAUCUUUUAACAAUUACACUGUAUUAGGCAGAUCAAUCAAUGAUUUUACAAGCAUUUCAGUAGCACUGGAAUUUUCAAACAUCAAUUUCACAGAAUUAUCAAUAUAUAAAAGAAUGGAUUGGAUAAAAGAAAUAUCAAGGAGAGUGAAAUUAAUUCUUAGUGAUGGAGUUAGUGUAGACAAUGUGUGGUUGACUUUGAAUUACAGUAUUUUUGAUAUUAAAAGAAGCAACAACAUAUCACACCAUAUUGAUUUGGAUAAAGACAUAGAGAAAGUACAGACAUUUAUAAACCUUGGUGGAUUAACAUUCCAUUCAGAGAGCAAUCCUGUAACACCACACUAUGUUCUCAUGAAUGGCAAUAUAGAUUGUAGCAUUUGUAAUCUAACAACUCAAAUUUGUAAAAUGGAAAGAAAAUGUUUCUGGCAAGGAAAAUGGGAUGUUAAGUUUUGUAAUGCUGUAAAGAAUCCUGAUAAAUUUACUUAUGAAGUACUUCUGCCAUGUAAUCAAACUCAGACAUUGACCUUGGAUGAAAAGAAAGAAUCAGAGAUUGUAUUGUACAACAAGAUUCUACAGUUACUGCAUCCUGCUGGACAGCACAUAAUUAAUUCUGUUCAUAUCCAACAGGAAGGAGUCACCAUUGAAUUACAGACCAGUCCAUUAUAUCCAUACCUAGAAAGAUAUGCUGAAAUGUUACACCAACAAGUAGACUUCAGAACAGGAUUUAACUUUAGUCCACCAAAUAAAACAACAGUUUUAGUACCAAGGCAUAUGGAAGAUUUUACAAAUGCUGAUAUAACAUUAAAUUUUAGAAGUAUAGACUUUGAUGCCAUAGUUAACAGUGGACUAGCUAGUUAUUCACAGAUAUCAUCAUUGUUAAAUAGAAAGCUUAAUUUGUUCAUGUUGGGAGAAAUAAUACAGUCUUACCAAGUGAGGACAAUAGAGAAGGAUUAUAUUAAGUUCAGCCUAAAGAAGAGAUAUGACAGCCAUAUUGAAUUAUCAAGGGAGAUAACUAAACUAAAGCAUCUGGUUGAAGGUGGAGAUUUUGAUGUAGAUAUUAAUUACAUCAGGCCUGUCACAGCAACAAGGAUGUCUGUACUGGGAACAUUUGAUGAAUUGUGUGACAAUUUAGCAGUUCAGAGUACAGGACCAGUUAUUAACACUUUACCCACAGUGGCUUCCAAUGUAUCAACACAUCAGAUACCAAUAGCCAUGAUUCCUGUGCCAACUAUAUUGGUUUUAUACAAUAGCUCUACUGCUAAUGUACCUAAUCUACAAACAGUUAUAGAAACUAUGUAUGUUGAUGUAUGUUUUAUUGAGAUGAUGAAAAGUCCUGUUGCUAUGGAGUCUUUUUCAUGGAACACAUGUUCCUUUAAUACCCCAGUGAAAGAUAAUACAAUAAAAACUGAAAGAUUAGAUCCUGACCAUAUUGGACCAGUCCAAUGGACCAUUAUUGGUGUGGGAGGCAUAUUUAUUCUAGCAUUAGCUUUAUGGGCUAUCCAAGGAAUUCAUGAAAUGACAAAGAAGAACAAGUCCAAAGAAUCAGCUCCACAGAACUGCAGUAUUGAAGAUACAGAAUGAACUGAUUCAUGUUUAGAUCAAUUGACCAACUGUGCAGCUGUGAACCUUUCUCAUCAUUUUGCAUCCUUUCUGUAUAAAAUUUUUAGUGCCAUGAACUUUUAUAUUUUAUACAUGUAUUAUCUUCUGAGACCAUUGACACACUAAGACAAUUAAAAUCGAACUGAACCACAAAAUCAUCUUGAUAAUGUGUUGGGUCAGUUAUUUUUCAUUUCUACAAACAACAAGCCAAUAUGAUUUCCACUUAUUAAUGUAGCAUAAAGGACUAAAGAAGAUAUAACCAUAUUUAUCAAUUAUAUUAUAUUGAUCAAAAAUGAA